GGGAAUGCGAGCGAAAUCAAAAAAAAUUGUCAUCUUGAUCACUGAUGGAGACUCCCAGGAUGAGACACUUCUCCCCUCGCAGAACCUGAAGGACACAGGAUUUGAGGUCUACACUAUCGGUGUGGGUGAAGUAAACAUCUUGGAGCUGAGAUCCAUUGCAUCAGAUCCCGCAGAAAGUCACAUGUACUUAACUACGGAGGCUUUGCUCCUGGACGUCGUCAACGACCUCACCAGCAACAUCUGUACCAGCCUUAAAAGCUUAGUGUCUGUCCGGCUGGUGAAUGGGACGAGUCUGUGUUCAGGCAGACUGGAGGUGAAGUCGAACCAGUCUAACCAGUCAAACCAGUUGUGGUCCUCUGUGUGUGAAGCUGACUUUGACCAGCAGGAUGCAGAGGUGGUUUGUCGGGAGCUCGGCUGUGGGGCUCCUGCAGUCCACCAGGAGGCGCUCUUUGAAUAUGUGCAUGUUCAAAUGUGGACCAAAGAGUUCCAGUGUUCAGGACACGAGCCUGCUCUCCGUGCCUGUACAACCUCAGACUCAGAAACAUUCAGCUGCUCCCCUGGAAAAGCUGUUGGACUCACCUGUGCAGAUCCUGUCAGGUUGGUGGGAGGAUCCAGGCGCUGUGCAGGAACACUGGAGGUGAAACAUGGAGACUACAGACCAGUGGGUGGCUCUGACUGGACUCUGACGUCAGCAGAUGUGGCCUGCAGAGACUUGGACUGUGGCUCUGCUGUGUCAACAGAAAUAAUUAAUGAGUCCUCCCACAAAUCUACAUGGAAGAUCAUUCCUGACUGUAUUCAGGCCGGGUUUAAUGCGAGGGAGUGUGUGAGGUCAAGUUCCUCCUCCUCUAUUGUGGAGCUCACCUGCUCUGAGCCUGUCAGGUUGGUGGGAGGAUCCGGUCGCUGUUCAGGAGCACUGGAGGUGAGACGAGGACACUGGAGACCAGUAGAUGGCUCUGACUGGACCCUGAAGGAAGCAGCUGUCGUCUGCAGAGACUUGGACUGUGGCUCUGCUGUUUCAACUGCAGUAAGAAAUGAGUCCGUCUGCAAAUCUGCAUGGAAGAUCAGACCUGACUGUAUUCAAGCUGGAUAUACCCCGAGGAAGUGUGCAACAUCCGGAUCUUCUUCUUCCAUCCUGGAGAUCACCUGCUCAGAGUCUGUCCGGCUGGUGAACGGGACGAGUCUGUGUUCAGGCAGACUGGAGGUGAAGUCUAACCAGUCUGACCAGUCAAACCAGUUGUGGUCCUCUGUGUGUGAAGCUGACUUUGACCA
Plectropomus leopardus (leopard coralgrouper) is the source of this 1269-nucleotide messenger RNA. The record is from RefSeq and is a predicted model, not a curated record. NCBI's taxonomy places the organism in Eukaryota, Metazoa, Chordata, Actinopteri, Perciformes, Serranidae.